AUGGGCGUGGCCGACGCGGGCAGCAGCAGGGAGACGAGAGAAAGGACCGUUGGCCGCAUCAGGGGCGGCCUCACGGGGCCACGGAGAGCGCAGUGGGCUAGCGCGGAGACAGGGGAGCUCGGCAGCGGUGACUCCUGGGUUCUCCGCCGGGCUGCCGAGGCCACGACCUCUCUCAAGGCGGCGGCUGGACCCCGACGUCAGAUGACACGGGUGACGGAACUCUGCGUGAAGACCGGCGGAGACUGUGCCCGGGCCCUAGUCACCAGCAACGUCGGUGGACGCCGCGCCCCGGAAGCGCCGGCGGCAGCGGGCGCCCCGGGCAGGGCGCCCAAGAGAGUCAUCGCCAAGAAGGUGCGCGGAUCGGUCAAGUGGUACAACGUGAAGCGCGGCUACGGCUUCAUCAGCAGGCACGACACCCGGGAAGAGGUGUUCGUUCACCACUCGGCCAUCGCCCGGCGCAGCUCUCGCAGGUACCAGCGGGGCAUCGACAACGGGGAGGCUGUCGAGUUCGACGUGGUGCAGGGCGAGCGUGGCGCCGAGGCCGCCAACGUGACCGGGCCGGCCGGCGCCCCGGUCAAGGGCAGCCGCUUCCACCCUGGCUUCUACAUCGGCCCUAGCGUGCCGCAGCCGCGCCGUGGUGCCAGGGGCGCCGGCCGCGCCGAACAGGGCGUCGUCGUCGACGGCGGCAGAGAAGGCUUCGCCGCAGCCCCGGGCCAGCGGCGCCGCAGGCCCCGUGGUGCGCGCGCCCUGCGACGGCGGCGCUUCCGGCCCUUCCCCAAGGCCCGGGCCGCCCUUCGCCGCCUUGCCAGCUUCGCUGCCGCCAGUGGCCCGCAGGCCGCGUACCAGCCCGCGCCCGCCCGAGCCGCAGGGCCCGAGGGCGCACCGCCGCGCCGGGGCCACGGCCCCAGCUACCGGAUGAGCCGCCCCAGGGGCCGGGCCCCUGCGCGUGCUGCGAAGCCCUCCGCCGACCUCGCCCCCAGGCUGCCGGCGGGAAAGAAGGAGGAGAGCGCGAGCGACGCCGCGGGCCUGCAGCAGGGGCCCCCGCCCCGCUACGCACCCUGCCGCCCCAACGACCCGCGCCGUCGCCACCGCGCGCAGCCGCCGCCUGGCCAACAGGGCCAGAAAGCCGCCGAAGCAGCAGAGGGCAAGAUGCGGAAGGGCCCUGCUGGGAAACCCGCUGGCGCCGCCCAGAAGCCCGGCGCCUCCAAGGGGCCAGCCGCCCGUGCAAAAGCCCCCUCUGCUGCUCAGGCCCAGUAA
Messenger RNA from Pteronotus mesoamericanus, 1257 nucleotides. RefSeq names its product Y-box-binding protein 1-like. Gene Ontology annotation, molecular function: nucleic acid binding. The transcript is spliced from 3 exons. Gene Ontology annotation, cellular component: nucleus. Bases 1 to 1257 code for a protein of 418 amino acids. The record is from RefSeq and is a predicted model, not a curated record. NCBI's taxonomy places the organism in Eukaryota, Metazoa, Chordata, Mammalia, Chiroptera, Mormoopidae. Gene Ontology annotation, biological process: regulation of gene expression.